AAUAGCUAUAAAAAUAAUAAUAAUGAUAAAAAAAAACCCAUCUCCAAAUAGAUCUGCUUCGGCUUGGUUUUCGCUUCCUCUUAUCAGAAAAGGAAGAAGAAAAGUUUCAGAGUCCAAAGCUUAACAACGGAGAGUCCUUCGAGAAUUUGAAGCUAAUAUUGAAUGGAGGGAAUUGGAGGUGAUGGUGCAUCAGUGGCAUCACCUUUGCCUCAAUGGGGGCAUGAUGCUUGGAGGAUGUAUCAGUAUUAUCUGGAUAAGACUACUCCUCAUACAGCUUAUAGGUGGAUUGGAACCCUUGUUGUAGCAGCUCUCUAUUGUCUGCGGGUCUAUUAUGUUCAAGGGUUUUACAUAGUUUCAUAUGGACUUGGGAUCUACCUGCUGAAUUUGCUAAUUGGGUUUUUGUCUCCUCUGGUCGAUCCUGAAAUUGAAGCUUCUGAUGGGCCUUUACUGCCAACAAAAGGUUCAGAUGAAUUCAAGCCGUUUAUUCGUAGGCUACCUGAGUUUAAGUUCUGGUACUCCAUGACAAAGGCUUUCUGCAUAGCAUUUGUCAUGACUUUCUUUUCCCUAUUUGAUGUUCCUGUCUUUUGGCCUAUAUUGCUUUGUUAUUGGAUUGUUCUCUUUGUCCUUACAAUGAGGCGUCAGAUUGCACACAUGAUCAAAUACAAGUAUAUCCCAUUCAACAUUGGAAAGCAGAAAUACACUGGUAAGAAAGCUUCUGCAAGUAGCAGUGGCUCCCGCGGGGAUUGAAGCUUUGGCUGGUUCACAGGGGAAAUAGUAAAGGACCUGGUGGAAAAAGGAAAAGUAGGCAUUCUGAAGAUUCAUGAUAAUUGAUUUCACCUUUGGAAGACAGGCAUUUGUGUUAUUAUGGAUUUUUUAAUAUGCAGUUACUACAAACAUAAGUUCAGUUGUCCCUGUGAAGAGGUGCUGACGUCGCAGAACUGAAACUUUAUUGUUUAUACAAAUGGUUAUGAAGAUUUGAUCAAAGUUUUUGGGAUUAUUGGGCAGUAAUUUGUACAACAAAAUACCGUUCCCUGUUCUCAUCUACAUUACUUGAUUAGUAGUGACAAGACCAAAUUUCUUAUUAGGAGACAUCCCUGGCAGAUUGUAGGCGUUUAUUUUUCUUUUGUACUUGACGGGUGCAAGAGCAAAACUGCAGUUUUUCCUUAAUGCAUUGCACAAUUGUCCACAA
This is a messenger RNA of Theobroma umbraticum, 1189 nucleotides long. Its product is annotated as protein RER1A-like. The record is from RefSeq and is a predicted model, not a curated record. Gene Ontology annotation, biological process: protein retention in ER lumen; retrograde vesicle-mediated transport, Golgi to endoplasmic reticulum. Gene Ontology annotation, cellular component: Golgi membrane. NCBI's taxonomy places the organism in Eukaryota, Viridiplantae, Streptophyta, Magnoliopsida, Malvales, Malvaceae.